AUGUCAGAUGCCCAGGAGUUCAUGAAGAAAUGUAAAAAGUGCCAGGAGAAUGCCAACUUCCACAAAGCACCUCCCGAGGAGCUCAAUCUAAUGAUGGCCCCCCGACCUUUCGCCCAAUGGGGAGUCAAACUCCUAGGACCAUUCCCACCAGGACCCCGGCAGGUGAAGUACUUAAUAGUGGCCAUAGAUUAUUUCACCAAGUGGGUAGAAGCAGAACCACUAGCCAGUAUAUCCGCAGCAAACUGCCAAAAGUUCAUGUGGAAACAAGUGGUCACAAGGUUUAGGAUACCGGAAACCGUCAUAUCGGACAACGGGACCCAAUUCACCGACAAGAAGUUCAAUGGGUUCUUAGAAGGACUAGGGAUUAAGCAAAAUUUCUCCUCAGUCGAACACCCUCAAACUAACGGUCAAGUCGAAGCAGCCAACAAAGUUAUCCUGAAGGGGCUGAAAAAGCGACUCGAAGGAAAGAAAGGCUCAUGGGCAGAGGAACUAGCCCCAGUACUAUGGUCGUACAGGACCACCUCCCAAUCAUCCACCGGAGAAACCCCCUUCCGACUCACAUACGGGGUCGACACUGUCAUCCCAGUUGAGGUCGGGGAACCAAGUCCGAGGCUGCUCUUCGGAAGGGGGAGCGAGGUAGUUGAAAAAGACCUAGCCGACGAGACAAGGCAAAUGGCACACCUAGCAGAAGCAGCAAUCAAACAGAGAGUGGCCCUCAGAUACAAUGGCAAAGUAUUGAAAAGAAACUUGGGAGAAGGCAACCUGAUCCUACGACGAAACGACAUAGGACCCCCAACACCAGGAGAAGGCAAGCUAGCCGCAAACUGGGAAGGACCUUACAGAGUAAAAGAAGUCCUCGACAAAGGGGGUUACAAGCUAGAAAGGUUGAAUGGGAAUGAGGUACCGAGGACAUGGAACAUGGCGAACCUCAAAAGGUUCUACUCGUAA
Molecule: messenger RNA, 948 nt
Organism: Arachis ipaensis
Lineage: Eukaryota; Viridiplantae; Streptophyta; Magnoliopsida; Fabales; Fabaceae
Source: RefSeq, a predicted model, not a curated record